AUGUACGACUCUCUCAUGGACCAUUUCGCACAGUCUAAGCCUCAGAAAAUAUCCCGGAAGGACCGCAAAGAAGCGGAAAUCUCAAUGCGAUCGUCGCCGUCAAGUUCGUGCUCGCUACAGGAAACAGAGAAGUCGAAAUGGAAACCGACAACGAAAGAGCUCUGGAUCAUGAUCACUUGCGCACUCAGCUCUCUGGUUGUCGCCUUGGAUGCAACAAUACUCGUCCCUGUACUCCCGACAUUAGCAGUCGAGCUCCAUGGAACAUCAACACAAACAUUUUGGACUGGCACAGCAUACCUCUUAUCCCAUGCUGUAUUGCAACCCUUCAUCGCCACAUUGUCCGAUCUCUUUGGUCGACGAGAGGCAUUAGCUCCCUCGAUCCUGUUAUUUGCUGCUGGUUCAGUCAUUUGUGGAGUUGCUCACAACUUCGCUGUCAUGUUGGCAGGCCGUGUCGUUCAAGGGUGUGGAGGCGCUGGAAUCAUCACUUUAUCGCAGCUGAUCUUUGCUGAUCUUGUGCCGCUCCGACAACGACCGCAGUGGUUUGCGAUGGUUCUAGCUAGCUGGGCCAUCGGCACCCUUGUAGGACCUCUGAUAGGUGGGCUGCUUGUCGAGAAUGCCACCUGGAGAUGGUGCUUUUGGCUGAACCUACCUAUCUGCGGUCUCACCUUCCCGAUGGCUGUCUUCUUUCUAUCUGAGUUGACAAGACCAGAAGAUAGCUCCACUGCUACGCUUGCGUCCGUUGACUGGAUCGGGAGCAUUUUGUUUGCCUGCAGUCUUACCUGGUUCCUCGUCGCUAUCUCAUGGGCAGGCAUUCACUUCGAUUGGUCUUCCUGGCAAACGAUUGUUCCACUCGUUGUUGGUGCGGCUGGCAUCAUGAUCACCAUCGGGUACGAGGCCAAGCUCGCAAAGUUCCCGUUCUUGAGACGAGGUUGCUUCUCGAGCAUUAGCACCAAUGCUUGUUACGUCGCUGCCAUGCUCCAUGGUCUCACGCUCUACAUGGCACUGUACUAUGUCAGCUUUUACUUUUCCUCUGUCAAAUUCUACGGUGCAGUUCGAACAGGCACCUCACUCUUUCCAGCGACAGCCUUGAUGCUGCCAGGCUCGGCCAUUGUCUCUGCCCUUAUCACACGUUUUGGCAGGUUCCGUUGGGCUAUAUGGGUCGGCUACACGCUUUCAACAAUUGCGGUUGGGUUAUUCAUCCUUUGGAACCACGAUACUCCGACUUGGUUGUGGGCAUUCAGCCUCAGUCUCCUAGGUUUGGGCAUGGGCAUGAUAUUGUCUUCUGUCAACUUCUCAAUUCAAGCGUCCGUUGAGCCCGAGGAUGCAGGUCAAGCUGCUGCGAUGUACGCCUUCGUACGUUCAGUAGGCAUGACCAUCGGCGUCGCUGUCGGCGGCACUGUCUUCCAGAAUGAAAUGAAACGAAAGCUAAGGAGCUUGGGUGUUCAAAACGCUACAGAAUUGGCUAAGGAGGCUGAGGAGUUCAUCCAUCAAUUGUCUGCCAUGGCUAUGACUGGUUCAGAGGGCGAAUUGAGAAGGCGCAUUUUGGAUGGCUAUGUCGCUGGUUUCAGAGGUGUUUGGUUUACUAUGACUUCUCUUGCUGGUGCAGGUCUGGUGGUGAGUUUGUUGAUCAAGAAAGGCAAUUUGGACAGUGUUUUGAAAAGCAGAUUUCGUGUCAGAAGGGACGAUGUGGUUUGA
This is a messenger RNA of Lithohypha guttulata, 1695 nucleotides long. RefSeq lists its product as uncharacterized. Lineage: Eukaryota; Fungi; Ascomycota; Eurotiomycetes; Chaetothyriales; Trichomeriaceae. The transcript has a single exon. Gene Ontology annotation, biological process: transmembrane transport. Gene Ontology annotation, cellular component: plasma membrane. The record is from RefSeq and is a predicted model, not a curated record. Gene Ontology annotation, molecular function: transmembrane transporter activity. Bases 1 to 1695 code for a protein of 564 amino acids.